This is a messenger RNA of Arachis stenosperma, 1485 nucleotides long. RefSeq lists its product as uncharacterized. The record is from RefSeq and is a predicted model, not a curated record. NCBI's taxonomy places the organism in Eukaryota, Viridiplantae, Streptophyta, Magnoliopsida, Fabales, Fabaceae. The transcript has 2 exons. The coding region runs from base 1 to 1485 and encodes 494 amino acids.
AUGUCGUGCCUUCCCUAUGACCUUGGCGGGCCCGGCAAUACGUUGGUUCAAUGCCCUCCCCCAAGGCUCCAUGACGACCUUUGCAGACAUCACCCAUGCCUUCCUAGCUCAGCUUACCACACGUAUGAUAAAGUGAAUCACCCGAUCAACUUGCUUGGGGUGACGCAAAGAAGCGACAAACCGACUAGGAAGUAUCUGGAUAGGUUCAAUGACGAGUGCUUGGAGAUUGACGGCCUGACCGACUCAGUGGCCAGUUUAUGCUUGACGAACGGGUUGCUGAACGAGGAUUCAAAGAAAUACCUUACCACCAAGCCCAUAUGGACAAUGCAAGAAAUAAAAAAUGUGGCUAGGAAGUACAUCAACGACGAAGAGGUUAGCCAGGUCAUGGCAGCCAACAAACGGCAGCCCACCUAUAACCAUGCUCAUCAGCCCGGUAAUGGGGAAAGGCCUAGGGAGCACUCCAAGGACGGAGCUCUAACUAAAACCUUCAAGCCGUUCCUCCGGGUAGAAAAGUUUACCAACUACACCCCGCUGGCAGCCCCAAUUGUCGAAAUCUACCAACAGAUCACCGACAAAGGCAUCCUGUCGAAGCCCCGACAACUCAAGGAUAGAACUGGAGGGAACAAGAACCUCUACUGUGACUAUCACAAGGGCUUCGGCCACAAGACACAAGAUUGUUUCGACCUAAAAGAUGCUUUGGAGCAGAGACAAGAACCCGAGGAGGACAAUGAGCACGGCCUCACCAUUGUGAAUGUUGUGGUCGGGAGAGAUGUGGCUCUCAGGUCAAAGUCGGCAUGCAGGAAGGAUGCCAAAGUCUUGGCAGUGUCAUCAUCUAAUCCCGUGCCUUCCUCCAGGAGGUUCCAGCCAAUAACAUUCGGUCCAGAGGACCAAUGGUUUGACGACAUACCGGAGAACCCUCCUAUGGUGAUCACAGCAAGGGUGGGGACUGGUCUGGUCAGGCGAAUCCUCGUGGACACCGGAGCCGAUUCGAACAUCAUGUUUCGUAACGUGUUUGAUGCUCUGGGCCUCCGGGACACCGACCUGAGGACCCACCAGCACAGUGUGGUUAGCUUGAGUGAUAAAUUUAUUAAGCCUGAUGGAAUAGUCUCUCUGCCGAUCUCCAUAGGAGGAGGCCGAGAGAGGAGGUCGAUAAUGGUGGAGUUCACUGUUCUAAGGGACUCCACAGCCUACAACCUCAUCUUGGGUAGGAAAACCAUCAAUGAGCUCAGAGCAGAGAUUUGUACAAAGCUACUGGUGAUGAAGUUUGUUUCUGAUAACGGGUCAGUUGGAUCUAUUAGGGGAGAUUUGGAAACGACGAUUGCUUGCGACAACGCCAGUCUCUCCCUGAGGAAGAAGUCUAAAGAAGCAUCCAGGGUCUUCUUAGCUGACCUAGACACAAGAGUCGACGAUAAACCCAGGCCAGAACUUGAAGGGGACCUUGAGAAGUUCACGUCGGCGACUCAUAAGGAAAGUUCACCUUCGUGA